AUAGUCAAACUGUAUGGUGUGCUUUAUUCAUCGUGGUCUGUUGAUGGUACGAUCCGAAACCUGUCUGCUAGGUCUAUAAAAUAUAAAUUCAAUGCGAUGUUGAACUCUUUUGUUCUGUUGUCGCAUGUCCUUUUCUUCACAUUUAUUUCGCAUUGUUUACUUCAACCAAUUUAGGAACAGAUAUUAAUACAAUAGUUUUAUUUUCAUAUAAAUUAUUUUAGCUUAAAAAUGAAGUCUGCAAAUCAGUUGAUAUGGCGAGGAGGCCUCUUAUUUCUUAUUGGCACCACUUUUUCCUUUGUUCUAAAUGUGUUGCAUGCUCAUCAACAUUCUUCGCUACAACAUCCAACGAAUUGGAACCGUAUUUGCUUACACUGGUGGCUACUUUUAGUGUGUGGAUCUGCUUCAGUUCUUAUAGGUUUCAUUCUUCCAAUCUUAAAGUUUAGAGGGUGUGAUACUGUAAAAUCUCAAGAUUGGUCACAUGUUCUUCGCUGCACUAUUAUUUUUGUUGGCCUGAAUGAGGCUUGUACUAAAAUUGAAUUUCCAAGCAAUCUACAACUUUCUAUUUCUCUUGCAAUUUUAUCACUGGGAUUAUGGUGGUAUUUCGAUGGAACUCCUAUUGGAUUUGGAAUAGGGAUUAUAACAGCCUCUAUAGCUACAAUGAUAGCAUACAUUCUUGUUUAUAACCAACUUUGCAUAUUCAGUGAGAGAGAGUUUUCUUAUUUAAGAGCAUGGUUACCUUGUGUAGUAUUUUCAGGAGGUAUAACUAUUGGAAACAUUGGAGAGAAAUUAGCCGCAAAUGAUUACUUGGAUGGGGAAAACAAAUCUCAUGCCGAGUAACAUAAUUUACUGUCAGUAUUUCCACCACUAAAUUGAUAGUGAUACCUCAAACUAAACAAAUUCAUCACAUAGAAGAUCCUAAUUUUCUGAUGAUUGAAUUUAUUGCAAGAAUAUUCAGUUCUAAGGUGCUCUCUGGAAGAAGUAAGAGAGGUGAAAAUAUUCUAGAGCAGUUUGAAGAAUCAACUUUUUGGAGAGAGAGAGUUGAAACUCGUUAAGCUUCAAAUAAGUAUUAUUGAAAACUAAGUUAUUUAUAGUCAAGAAGACUGUAUUUGACUGUGAUAUUAAUUUGCUAUGCAAGUUGUUUGAGCUUAUGUAAAUAGUAAUAGAGUAGUUACAGAACUAGGUCUUACACAAAUUAUGUUGUGUAGAUGUUAAGAAUAAUUUGCCGAUUACAGCACAAGGUUGUCAGACAAAUGUGAGAACAUAUAUGUUUGAAAUAAUGCAGGUUACUUUCAAUAUUUAUAUUCAUGACAUUUUAGUCGUAAAUGCAUUUGAAAGAAAUAUUGUUAUGCAAUAUAGUUAUGUUGAAAUAUAUUUAAUAUAGAGAAGUGUUCAUAAAAUCUUUACAACAAAUUUGUGCCUAAAGCAAAAUUUUUAAUGUGAAAGUUAAAUAUUUAACAUAUAACAUUAUCCAGCCAUUUAUCUUCUUACUUUUUAAAGAAAAUUGUUACAAAAAUUUUGUGCAGCUGAUUUUCUCUUACAUUGCCAUUUUAAUUGGAUUUCAUGCAAAGAAUGCAAUAUUAGCAAGAAAAUGCAGAAUGAUUUACAAUUAAAAUCUCAAUUUUUGAGGAACUGAACUUUCUUGAGACAUAAAAGUUAUGAACAAUUAUUUGAAAGAUCAAAUUCUAUUUAAAAUUGAAAAAAAAAAAACAUACGGGUAUAUGAAUUAAUUGAUUAAAUUGGAAUAAUAAAAUAUGUUCUGCAACAAUUUCAUUUGUAAAUCGAUGUGUUUUUAAUUUUUUUUCUGUGUUGUAUUUUAUUGCAAUAUGACAAUCUUAUUAUUUGUAAUUCUAUUAAGUUAUAUUAACAAUUAUGUUGAAUAGUAUUAUGUUGUAGCAUUUUGAUAUAAAUUAAGUUGAAUUUGUUGAUUACAUUUGCUUCAGAGAUACAAAUAAAGAUAUAAAAAAAAAAAUGGAGAAAUA
Messenger RNA from Parasteatoda tepidariorum (common house spider), 1979 nucleotides. Its product is annotated as insulin-induced gene 1 protein. The record is from RefSeq and is a predicted model, not a curated record. Gene Ontology annotation, biological process: SREBP signaling pathway; cholesterol biosynthetic process; cellular response to insulin stimulus. Gene Ontology annotation, cellular component: endoplasmic reticulum; SREBP-SCAP-Insig complex. Lineage: Eukaryota; Metazoa; Arthropoda; Arachnida; Araneae; Theridiidae.